AUUAACAAGAAAGGCAUUUGACUGUCAUUUCCACAACAUCUGUUCGGGAGAAUCUGCAAGAUCAAAAAUGGUCAAAAACACCAAUAUUCGAAUCAGUCUCCCUGCGGUUUGCUUUGUCUGGCAGAUUGCUAUGAUCAUCCUGUUUGGUGUGUUCAUCCGUUAUGAUGAGGAGUCUGACAGCCAUUGGAUCGAAACACGGAAAAAGAACAAUAUUUCCACUGAUUUAGAGAAUGACUUUUACUAUAGAUAUCCAAGUUUUCAGGAUGUGCAUGUGAUGAUCUUUGUUGGUUUUGGAUUCCUCAUGACCUUUCUGAAGCGUUACAGUUUUGGUAGUGUUGGAUUUAAUUUUCUCAUCGCAGCCUUUGGCAUUCAAUGGGCUCUGCUGAUGCAAGGCUGGUUUCAUUCCUUUGACAAAGAGGACUUGAAGAUAAAAAUCGGCGUUGAGAACCUCAUCAACGCAGAUUUCUGUGUGGCUGGUUGUCUCAUUGCAUAUGGUGCUUGUCUUGGAAAAGUCAGUCCUGUACAACUGAUGGUUCUUACUCUGUUUGGAGUCACUCUGUAUGCAGUUGAAGAGUACAUCAUUCUCUAUGUCCUUCAUGUGAGAGAUGCUGGUGGUUCUAUGGUCAUCCACACCUUUGGUGCAUAUUACGGUUUAACCAUAUCUUGGGUCUUGUAUCGACCAUUUCUGUCUCAAAGCAACCAUUUACAACGAUCUGUAUACCACUCUGAUGUAUUUGCAAUGAUUGGCACUCUGUUUCUUUGGAUGUUCUGGCCAAGUUUUAAUUCAGCAAUUGCGGAUCAUGGAGAUGGCCAGCAUCGAGCUGCUAUAAACACUUACCUAUCCCUGGCCGCAUCGGUUCUCACUACCUUUGCCCUUUCCAGUCUCUCAAAGAAAUAUGGAAAACUCGACAUGGUACAUAUUCAGAAUGCUACCUUGGCUGGUGGUGUAGCGAUGGGAACGGCUUCAGAGUUCAUGAUUACACCUUACGGCUCUCUGAUAGUGGGAUUCUGUUCGGGUAUUGUCUCCACCCUUGGAUAUGUCUUUCUGACUCCUUUAAUGGAAAAAACCUUGAAGAUACAAGAUACCUGUGGUGUACAUAACCUUCAUGCAAUGCCUGGAGUUAUUGGUGGAAUUGUUGGAGCUGUUACUGCAGCUUGUGCCAGUGAAUCUGUUUAUGGACAUGAAGGACUGAUUAACAUGUUCGGAUUUGAGGGUAAAGUGAACAGAACAGCCAGCGUUCAGGGAGGAUACCAGGCGGCAGGUAUCUUUGUAGCAAUAGCAUUCGGCCUUGUGGGAGGAGCUUUGGUUGGUGGCAUACUAAAGCUGCCAAUCUGGGGAGACCCAACAGACAGCAACUGCUUUGAUGAUGAUAUUUACUGGGAGGUUCCAGAGGAAGAGGAUGAAAAUAUUCCUGCUUUUGGACAUCAAAACAUGCAUCAUGUAGAAAGGACGCCAGAUGCACAUCACCGAAGUCAUGUGUAAGGGGGCAACACAACAACAGCAACCUGAAAAGUUCUACAUCUAAAAAAAUGAAGAUGGAAUAGGAAUCAUGGAGGCUUCAAAGAUUGAUUAGACAAGCUACUCAAUGGAAAAUUUUAAGUUUGUCAUGUGACAAGAUGUGAUGUGUGUUAGUCAAUGUCAUAAUCUUCAAGAAUCUUCUAUGUAGCACCAGACUAACCAGUGCUGCCACUGCUACUUCAGCAAAAACAAUUUCAAAAAGUCCUCAUGGCUUUAUUUCCUUUUUGAAUUCUUUGCAUUCCAACACCAGCGAUCUGACACUUCACCUUUUCUUUGUCUGGAAAAUAACUAUAUUAAUACAAUUUUAAGACUGUCAUACCUUUUUUUAUACACUUUUAUACUGAUAAUAAUCAUCAUAUAAUGAAUCUGUUCAGACUAAAGAAACAUUAGAAUUGUUAAACUAAAAAAAUAUGCCUAAAGCUGAUAAAAAAAAAA
Danio rerio (zebrafish) is the source of this 1954-nucleotide messenger RNA. It is a transcript of the gene rhcgl1, whose product is annotated as Rh family, C glycoprotein, like 1. Gene Ontology annotation, cellular component: plasma membrane; membrane. NCBI's taxonomy places the organism in Eukaryota, Metazoa, Chordata, Actinopteri, Cypriniformes, Danionidae. Gene Ontology annotation, biological process: transmembrane transport; ammonium transmembrane transport; ammonium homeostasis. The record is from RefSeq and is marked provisional. Gene Ontology annotation, molecular function: ammonium channel activity.